AAAAUGAACAAAAUUAUAUCAAAGAAAAAAAUCAAAUUGUAAUUUCGAAUGAUAGAUUUACUUCACAAAAAUACAAUCAUUCGGUUAUAUGGAUAUCUAAAAAAAAUACUUUUAUUUAUUCUUCUUUUAUAACUGAAUUUUCAACUCAAAAAAUAUUUAAUUAUUUGAAUAAUGAAAAAUCUUCUUAUUAUUUUUUAAAUUUGAUAUUAAAAAAUAGUAAAGUGAUUAAAAAAAUAAAUAAUGGAUACUACAAUAAUAAAUCUUGGAUUGUUGAUUAUAAUAUUAUAUUAAAUAAUAUUGAUAAAAUAAGAGAAUUUAUUAUACCAAUUAAAAAAUCAGAAUUAGAAAACUUGGAAAAAUUAAAUAAUAAUUUUGAAAUAUAUGAAUAUAAUGAUACAGAAUAUGUUGAUAUAAGAUAUAUUAAAAAUUAA
Messenger RNA from Cetraspora pellucida, 431 nucleotides. Lineage: Eukaryota; Fungi; Glomeromycota; Glomeromycetes; Diversisporales; Gigasporaceae. The record is from the annotation of a GenBank genome assembly.